AGCGAUUUGGCUGACAUUUGGAAUGGCAAUAGAUUAAACUGGAUUAACAUAUACCUAGGCUACUUUCAUCCCGAUAAAAGUUCUAGGUUCUCGGGGGAUUCGUGAAAAACUCAAACGAAGUCGCGGGCGUCCGCUAGUAUAUAUCUAUUCUGUUCUGAUGCAUCACGACACGAUACGACAAAUAUAAACCCUGAAUUAUACAGGGUGUUACGGAGUAUUUCCCAUAACUUCAAGAUUGACAAAUUCACGAGGAGACGAACUGCAUUAUGGUCCUUAGACGUUUUUAAUUAAUUUUUCUUAAAGAAUAUAACCCAGAGUUAUGGGAAAAUACUCCCGAGCAUCCUGUAUAGUACUCUAAUUAAUUACUUUAAACCUACAGACAAUCUUUGUUAUAUUAAUAUAGAUAAGAAUUUAAUUUACCUAUAGAUAUUUGCAACUUUAGUCAGUAGCUAUUUAUUUCGUAAUGGUUGCUCGUUGAUAUUGUUAUUAUAACAAUUCAAUAUGUUUCAAAUUUUAUUUAUAUCUUUCGUGGCUUGUUUGCUGACAUGGGUGUAUUGGAGAUGGCUGAGAGUGAGGAGCUACUGGGCGGAGCGCGGCGUGCCUCACUUACCGCCCAAUCCCAUCUUGGGCAGUUUGACGUUCCUACAAAAGCAAAAUGCGGGGGUGUGGAUGCGGCGCAUGUACGAACGCUUCAAGACCCCCUACAUCGGUAUCUGGCUGUUCUGGAGACCAGCCCUCAUCGUCAACUCGCCCGAGCUCGCGCGCCUGGUGCUGGUGAAGGACUCCGCCAACUUCAGGAACCGCUUCGUGUCGGGCGGGGCGGCAGAUCCUAUUGGAAAGCUCAAUUUGUUCACCAUCAAGGACCCGGAAUGGACUAACAUACGGCGUCGUUUGACCACCCCGUUCACAGCAGCCAAGCUCAGAAUCUUACAAGACUUUAUACGAUCCAAGGCUAUGGAACUGGCCCAAAGAAUAAAAGUAGAACAGAAAAGCCGAAUACAUCUAAAGAAACUAUUCGCGGACUAUUCAACAGACGUAAUAGGCACGUCAGCGUUUGGUGUAGCCUGCGACGCCACGCUGACUGGUAGAAGUCAUCUGCGGACGGUGACGGAACAGUUUACGCAGUUCAGUGUGUUGCGCGGCAUCGGAUGGUGUAGCAUGUUCUUCUUUCCAGAAACUGUUGACUUUUUUCGAUUCAAGUUUUUCCCAAAAACAUCAACAGACUACUUCAAGAGGGUGUAUCGUGCUGCAGUAGCUCAGAGAGAGGCGCAGUCUCACGACGUCGAGUCCAAGGACCUGCUCGAUGUUUUGUUGAAAAUUAAAAAAGAAAGCGAAGAACAGAAUCUAGGUUACUCAGAAGACUUCAUAGUAGCUCAAGCAGCGAUAUUUCUCUCCGGUGGCUACGACACGUCUGGAUCUUUGUUGGCUUUUAUGACUUAUGAAUUAGCCUAUUAUCCUGAAAUACAGGAUAAACUAUACGAGUACCUUCUAGAAGCCAAGGAACGCAAUGGUAGCGAUGUCUUUACUUCAGAUCAACUGGCAGAUAUGACCUAUCUGAACUAUGUUAUCAAAGAGGGUCUUCGUAAGUAUUCACCAAUGAGUUGGCUGGACAGGGUCGCAGCGGACGACUACAAAGUUGACGACAAGUUGACCAUCAAAGCUGGCACCCCGGUGUACGUUAACGGAGUCGGCAUGGCGUACGACCCUGACUACUUCCCCGACCCUGACAAGUUCGACCCUGACAGAUUUACGCCGGAAAAUGAACAAAACAUCAAGCCUUAUACAUACAUGCCUUUUGGAGAAGGCCCUAGGAUUUGUAUAGGUAUGAGGUUUGGCUUGAUGACGGUGCGGUUUGCAAUGGUGGCGAUAUAUCUGAACUACAAAGUUGUGCCAGUGCCAGACAUGCCACAUCCAGUAGACGUCACCGUUGAGAAAAGAGGAAUGUUCUACACCCCCGGUGAAGUGCUAUCUGUGGAAUUUGUUCCUAGAGCAUAGAUCCGUGAGCGCUUACAGGAACUGUGAUCGUGGAAUUGGAGAAUCUUACACGAAAUUUUAAGUUCUGAAAAUACAUUUUUAAAUGGUUUUCAGUGGUUGGCAGUGAUAAUUAUAUUAAAAAAAAUCUCCUGGCUUUGUUAAAAAAUCGCUUUAUUUACGCAUUCAAUUACUCGAGUUUUCGAUAACCCGAAUAUUAUAUACAUGUAUAAUGAGCAUGAAAAUUAUGAUGACAGUGUAAACUUUGUGUAUUACAAUUAUAAAUACUCUUUGUAUUGUUAAUAAACGUUUGGAAAUCUGUAAAUGAAAAUAAAGACUCUUAACUUAUAAUAAUAAUAUUAAAUUAUGAUUAUGUACUUAUAAUUAUUUUUCAUGGAUGAUGGGAUGAUGGUGGUGUCUUGACAAACAAAGAAUCUUUCGUAUAUUAAUAAUAAAUCAAAAUAUAAAUAUACGGAAGACUCUUUGUUUUUAAAUGCUUUAUUUACUUAACCAAUUGUUAUUAAAAUCAUUCGCGCUAUUGAUGUUACAGAAGUUACUUAGUUACUUAGCUUUAUGGAAUAAUUAUUAUAUGGAGGAGAAUAAUAAAAAAAAAGUUUUAAACAAGGAAAAGUCAAGCAAUAGCUAGUUAUACAAGGACUUAUAUUAAAAUAAUAGAAUAGAAAAAUUCGUUCGUUCGGGAGAAAUAUAAAUGUUUUCAUAAUGGAGAUUUAAUGAAUUCCUAUCCUACUCAUACUUUCCCAAUCAUAAUCCAAGAACUUGUUGAGAAUAAAUCUCAAUACAGAGAUGUCG
This is a messenger RNA of Bicyclus anynana (squinting bush brown), 2781 nucleotides long. Its product is annotated as cytochrome P450 6k1-like. Lineage: Eukaryota; Metazoa; Arthropoda; Insecta; Lepidoptera; Nymphalidae. The coding region runs from base 502 to 1995 and encodes 497 amino acids. Gene Ontology annotation, molecular function: heme binding; iron ion binding; monooxygenase activity. The record is from RefSeq and is a predicted model, not a curated record. The transcript has 9 exons.